This is a messenger RNA of Olea europaea var. sylvestris, 716 nucleotides long. RefSeq lists its product as uncharacterized. NCBI's taxonomy places the organism in Eukaryota, Viridiplantae, Streptophyta, Magnoliopsida, Lamiales, Oleaceae. The transcript is spliced from 4 exons. The coding region runs from base 78 to 461 and encodes 127 amino acids. The record is from RefSeq and is a predicted model, not a curated record.
AUUUUCCUUUCUCUCUAUAAAACAUUUUUAACAGAUUCCUAGGUUUCCAUCACAAGACAAACUUAAGCUUGCAAAUAAUGGGUUCUCUUAUGGCAGGUUGGGACUCUCCUGUCCCGGAUGAUAAAGCUGUGAAAUUUCAGAGAAAUAAGUCAUUGACUAAGGAGGAAAUUGAAGCGUUUUGGAAAUCGAAGAAAAGAAAAGAAGAGGAACAUUUAAGAGAGAUUUCUGCUCUGUCACCCCGCAGCCAGGAACAAAUCAAAGAGAAGCUCUUUCCCCUCUUGGAAAGUGAAACAAGUCUAGAUAAACUAUUACAAAAGAAUGGCUGGUGGAUCAGUAGUACCUCUGCUUUUCUAAAUGAACCUCCAGUAAUUGCAUCGGACGGCUCUAAUCAGAAGUACAAAUCACAAUACCAUGUAGCUAACCUCGCAAAAGAGCACGUAGAAACUGGGAUCGGGGCUUAAUUCUUCCAAUAAGGGCUAGGCUUAUGUAAAUAUCAGCUUGUGCCUCUUUUUUCGGGUGUGGAAGUGUUUUUGGAAAGUGGUUUCAAGCCCGAAUUGAGUUUGUUCUCAAGUUAGGGCCGGGCUGUUCUUUCGUGUGAUUUUCUUUCUUUUACAUGUUUAGAGCCUUUGGUAUUAAAUUAUAGUGGACAAGACUAUGAUCCGUUGGUAAAAUGUUUUGGUGUUAUAAAUUUAAUUAUAGUAUUGUGUUUAAAUUAA